Molecule: messenger RNA, 1650 nt
Organism: Anthostomella pinea
Lineage: Eukaryota; Fungi; Ascomycota; Sordariomycetes; Xylariales; Xylariaceae
Source: the annotation of a GenBank genome assembly
AUGGAUAGUGCGACCAAUGGUCAUGCCCCCAACUGGGAGCCGCUGUUGGAGCAGCCGGCCUUUACCCCAACCAGAAAGAUGCGCGUCGUCUGCAUCGGCGCAGGGUUCUCAGGCUUGAUGGUCGCGUACAAGAUUCAACACGAUCUGAAGCUGGAGGACGAGCUCGACCUUGCGAUCUAUGACCAUAAUUCUGAUGUCGGAGGGACAUGUCCCGGUGCCGCAUGUGAUAUUCCAGCACAUGGCUAUAUCUUCCCAUUCGAGCCGAAUCCGGACUGGAGUGGCUUCUACGUUGGCCAGCAAGAGAUCCUCGCGUAUAUCAAGCGAACCACUGAGAAGUACGGCCUGAAUAAAAACCUGCAGCUCAACACCAAGAUCCUAGAAACCAUCUGGGACGAAGACUCGGGCAAGUGGAAGAUCAAGCUCGAGCAUGAUGGCAAGGUGAUGGAGGACGAGGCCGAUGUCCUCAUCAACGCUACUGGAUUUCUCAACAACUGGGAAUGGCCAGACAUCAAGGGGCUGAAAGAUUUCAAGGGGAAACUGGUGCACACUGCGGGAUGGGAUAACUCAUACGAAUGGGAAGGCAAAAAGGUGGCUGUGAUAGGCAAUGGCGCCUCGGGUAUCCAAGCAGUGGCAACGAUGCAACCCAAGGUCGAGAAACUGGUCAAUUACAUCCGGAACCCGACCUGGAUCGCGGUGAACUUCUUGGUGGAUAAGGCACCCGAGACCUCUAGUUUCAAAUACCCUGAGGAGCAAAGGAAAAUCUGGAAAAACGAUCCCAAGGCAUUCUUCGAGUAUCGGCAGAAGCUAGAACAAGCGCUGAACGGGUUCUUCUUCGCCAUGGUGCUCGACCAUCCAUUCCAGCAUGGCUUUGAAGGCGCCAAUAGAGAGCGCAUGCACCAGUCUUUGAUGUCCGACCCGCAACUAGAGAAGAGAAUGUCACCUCCCUUCCACGCCGGCUGUCGUCGCAUCACGCCGGGAGACGGCUACCUGGAAGCCUUGCAGCAGCCAAACUGCAGGGACAGCUGGGAGGCUAUCGAGUGCAUCACGGAGAAGGGAAUCAAAACUUCCACUGGAGUGGAAGAAUUCGACCUCAUCGUCUGCGCAACCGGGUUCGUCGGUUCCUACAUUCCGCAAUGGAAACUAACCGGCCGCAAUGGGGUCACGCUCGAAGAGAAAUGGAGGGGCGACCCUGAAGCUUUCCUCGGUGCCCAGGUCGACGAUAUGCCGAACUAUUUCAUGGUGACUGGACCGAACAUGCCCCUUUCCCAUGGAACAGUGUUGGGCGCGAUGUGCUGGAUGACGGACUACAUCACGAAGUGGAUCAGGCGGAUGAGUCGCCAGGACAUCAAAACUGUCUGUGUGAAGAAGGAUGCUGUUUCCGACUUCAACGAGUUCGCACAAGAGCUGCUUAGGCGCUCGGUAUGGUCUGGGGACUGUCGCUCGUUCUACAAGAACGGAAAGAGACUCGGGAAGAUAACGGCUCUCUACCCAGGGUCCAUCAUGCACUUCAAGAACGCCCUGGAAGAGAUAGGUUUCAACGGUGAGAACUUCGAUUUCACAUGGUGGUCCCGCAACCGGUUUCGCUGCCUUGGGAAUGGGACAGCCGUAUCGGAUCAGGACGGCAUGGGAAACCUGGCACCCUACAUGUGA